UCCAGGGCUGCGGCAGCCUUUGAAGAGUUCUCGUCGGUCCCCAGGAUUGUUCUUCCUUCACCUUUCAGAGCCAUCGGUUUGGACAUUAAACUUGGCUCUUGGAGAAAGAUCAACAAGUUUGCAGAGAGAAGACUGCCAACAGAACAUGCAUCUAGAGAACAAAGAUGGCAGGCUGGCUUCUGGUGCACUGGAGGUGGAGCUACAUCAGACAUCUGCUCCAACUUGUGCGGGCCCUGGGAGGCUGGGGACUGCCAGACCCACCACCGGAAACUACCAACACAGCUGGACAGACUCCUCAAGCUCCUACCCCAGCCAGGCUGCCGGGCAAAGCCGCUGGGCUCCUGAGCACCAGGAUUUGGACUCAUUUCUCACAGAAGGGAGGUCCGCAUCUCCUUUUCUUCAGUUCUUCAGCUCCAGUUCUAAAGACCCCUGCAUUACAGAAAAUACUCCAUUGCUGCAUAAUUCCUCACAAGACAGAGGGUCUCGGUGCAUGCCUGCUUACUCCUCAGAGUUCAUCACCACUGACGAAUCUUGGGAAAACAGCUCGGUUGAGUGGGAACGAAGAUACCUGCUGAGCAGAGAUGCAGCUGGUUUGUCUACAUCUGCCUCCUCAGAGAAGGGGGAGCUUCCGGACAGCACCCACCUCAGAGUCCAUAUGUCCACACUGAGGCGCUGCUUGCAGUGGGUGAAAGUCACGGGUCUGUUUGUCUUUGUGGUGGUGUGCUCUAUUUUAUUCAGCCUGUAUCCAGAUCAAGGAAAGUUCUGGCAGUUGUUGGCUGUGUCACCGCUGGAAAGCUACUCUGUGAACCUCAGCAGCCGUGCAGACUCCAUGCUGCUCCAGGUGGACCUGGCAGGGGCCCUGGAGACUGGUGGGCCAGGUCGUUCCGGGAGAGAAGAACAUGUCCUGGUAGAGGUGACCCAGACGGAUGCACCGGGCUCCAGGCGGCGUCGGCAGCAGCAGGUCACUCACAAUUGGACGGUAGUUUUAAAUCCCAGAAGAAGUGAGCAUUCAGUGGUGAGCAGGACCUUUGAGAUACUGAACAGAGAGACUGUUUCCAUCAGCAUCCGGGCCUCCCUCCAGCAGACCCAGGUUGUUCCUCUUUUGCUGGCUCAUCAGUACCUGCGGGCAAGUAUAGAAGCACAAGUGACCAUCGCUGCGGCCAUCCUUGCAGGGGUCUACGUGCUCAUCAUAUUUGAGAUCGUUCACAGAACUCUGGCAGCCAUGUUGGGGGCCCUUGCAGCAUUAGCAGCACUGGCUGUGAUUGGCGAUAGACCCAGCCUGACCCACGUGGUGGAGUGGAUUGAUUUUGAGACCCUGGCCCUGCUGUUUGGCAUGAUGAUCUUAGUAGCCAUAUUUUCAGAAACUGGAUUUUUUGAUUUUUGUGCUGUAAAGGCAUACCGACUAUCCCGAGGAAGGGUAUGGACCAUGAUCAUCAUGCUGUGUCUCAUUGCUGCCAUCCUUUCUGCCUUCUUAGACAAUGUCACCACGAUGCUCCUCUUUACUCCUGUGACCAUAAGAUUAUGUGAGGUGCUCAACCUUGAUCCAAGGCAAGUCCUGAUUGCAGAGGUGAUCUUCACAAACAUUGGAGGAGCUGCCACUGCCAUUGGGGACCCACCAAAUGUCAUUAUUGUUUCCAACCAAGAAUUGAGGAAGAUGGGCCUGGACUUCGCCAGAUUCACGGCACACAUGUUUGUUGGGAUUUGCCUUGUUCUUCUGGUCUCAUUCCCACUCCUCAGACUGCUGUACUGGAACAAAAAGCUUUAUAACAAGGAGCCCAGUGAGAUCGUUGAACUGAAGCACGAGAUUCAUGUGUGGCGCCUGACAGCGCAGCGCAUCAGCCCAGCCAGCCGUGAGGAGACGGCCGUGCGUGGCCUGCUGCUGCGGAAGGUGCUGGCACUGGAGCACCUGCUGGCCCGAAGGCUGCACACCUUCAAUAGACAAAUCUCACAGGAAGACAAAAACUGGGAGACCAAUAUUCAGGAGCUUCAAAAAAAGCACAGGAUCUCAGACAGGAUUCUGCUUGUCAAAUGCCUGAUGGUGCUGGGAUUUGUUAUCUUUAUGUUCUUUCUCAAUUCAUUUGUCCCUGGUAUUCAUCUUGAUCUUGGAUGGAUUGCUAUUCUGGGUGCCAUCUGGCUGCUAAUUUUAGCGGAUAUCCAUGAUUUUGAGAUAAUUCUACACAGAGUGGAAUGGGCAACCCUUCUGUUCUUUGCUGCACUCUUCGUAUUGAUGGAGGCAUUGGCUCAUCUCCACUUAAUAGAGUAUGUCGGAGAACAGACUGCUUUGCUAAUAAAGAUGGUUCCAGAGGAUAGGCGCCUUGCAGCUGCCAUCGUCCUAGUAGUAUGGGUCUCGGCCUUGGCGUCAUCUUUGAUUGACAACAUUCCGUUCACUGCUACCAUGAUUCCCGUGCUCCUGAACCUGAGCCAAGACCCUGAGGUCAGCCUGCCUGCGCCACCACUCCUGUACGCCCUGGCCUUCGGGGCCUGCCUGGGAGGUAAUGGGACACUGAUUGGAGCAUCUGCAAAUGUCGUUUGUGCAGGAAUUGCAGAGCAACAUGGAUAUGGAUUCUCUUUCAUGGAAUUUUUCAGGUUGGGCUUCCCGAUGAUGGUGGUGUCCUGCACUGUUGGGAUGUGUUAUCUCCUUGUUGCUCAUGUUGUAGUGGGAUGGAAUGAAUAGGUAUCCAUCAAAGGAAGAUUAAGGGAUACCUGGUCCAUCACCAACAUCUGACAAAAAACUACCCCAGGACCACUCUUUGGAGAAGAAAAGGCUUAUCCUGGAAUGGUGCUGCAUGGAGAUGUGCUGGAACGGACCUUUGGCAUUCACACACACUCUUGAUUGAAUGAAUGCUGGAAAAUCAUGGUGUUCUCUUUAUGCUAUUUCUCCCUGAGAUGGGGUUGGCAGGGGGACAAAAGUAUAGGCAACACAAGAUAACUUACCCAAGAGUCCCCUACUGGAAAAUAUGUAUGUUUCAAAAACACUUCUAGCUAUCCUGUGUAGAAAAAGGCACAAAUCUACUCAAAAUAGCUUGUGCUAUUCAAUUGUCACUUCUCCUGAAACUAAAGACAGUUUUUCUUUAUGUAUUAAAUUUUCAUGUUAAAAUAAUCAGCAUUCAAAUGGUGUGCCCCUGAAUAUAGAUUCUUUCUGGGAAAAAAAAAAGCAUACCACUUGUAAGGAAACAUUUCAUCUAUUUUUUAAAAAAUAAAGUGUU
Ictidomys tridecemlineatus (thirteen-lined ground squirrel) is the source of this 3206-nucleotide messenger RNA. It is a transcript of the gene Oca2, whose product is annotated as OCA2 melanosomal transmembrane protein. Gene Ontology annotation, biological process: melanocyte differentiation; melanin biosynthetic process; transmembrane transport. The record is from RefSeq and is a predicted model, not a curated record. NCBI's taxonomy places the organism in Eukaryota, Metazoa, Chordata, Mammalia, Rodentia, Sciuridae. Gene Ontology annotation, cellular component: melanosome membrane.